Molecule: messenger RNA, 4854 nt
Organism: Hermetia illucens (black soldier fly)
Lineage: Eukaryota; Metazoa; Arthropoda; Insecta; Diptera; Stratiomyidae
Exons: 4
Coding region: 629-2356 (575 amino acids)
Biological process (GO): negative regulation of cell migration
Source: RefSeq, a predicted model, not a curated record
GUUCGACCAUCAAUCCACAAACACACAGCUGAACAAGGUAGACGAGGAGCGGUGAGUAGUGUUGUCUGGCGAAUUUUUCACAAAAAAUCCGGUUAAAAUAAAUUGAAAUAUCGUUUCGAAUAACUAAAAUCUGUUAGUUUUCACGGAAUUAAAUCGAUUGGCAUAAGUGUCACGGAGAAUUAUUGCGUACGGAGUUGGAAAAACAGUUUUGAAAGUCGGCGUCAUAGUGCAAAGUUGUAGAGGCCAGCGGCCAUAGUUUUUCGUUUUCGUACGUUGUCCGUUUGUAUAGUGUCGCGGGCGCAGUUGUGUAUAGUACGCUCGUCGGGGGAAAAGUCAUUUGCGAAUUUUCGUAGUCAUUUUUGCUUGUUUACUGUUUUGAAUAAUUGAAAGGCGAUCGGGACGAAUUGGCGGACCAGGUGGAGUUUUCAGGGAUCCGAGACUAUUCGCAGGUGUUAAAAUGCUGAUGUCUUAGCAGAAACUAACAGAACUUCAUAACAGUUCUGUCUGAUAUUUUGUCAUUAUUAAACGCCAAAUAUCCCGAUGGUGCCGUAUUUUAUUUAAUUCGAUAAAUAUUAACGAAUACUGUUCUGACCUCUUCUGAUUUGUAUAUUAAAAACCAGAAACCAAAAUGUUCUCAUUUCACAAACCAAGAGUUUACCGAUCAACAGAAGGUUGUUGUAUAUGUCGUGCUAAAUCUAGCAGUUCGCGGUUUACAGACUCCAAAAAAUAUGAAGACGAUUCAGUGAAAUGUUUUAAUCUGGAAAAACCGCGUCAAGGAGAAAUCUGUAAUGCUUGUGUGCUCCUCGUGAAACGAUUUAAACGCUUGCCUGUAGGAAGUAAUCGUCAUUGGGGCCAUGUUGUUGAUGCUCGAAUUGGGCCUGGAAUGAAAUCCAUUUCGAAAUUUAAGAAACUUAAAGAAGAAAAUCAGCAACAAAUAAGACAGAAUUCAGCAGAUAAUAAAAUGGCAAUUGGAAGUAAAAUAUCAUCGGUUUCCGAAAAAUUUUGUAAGAUAUUCCGUAAAAAUAAGAAGAAGCGAUUUGAGGAUAAGAAAGUCGAUGAUAAUUCAUCGGAUGAAAAUUCUUCACCCGACACGCCCGAAUCUCUGAAUAGCGACGAAGAAGGGACUUAUCGUAGUCGACGUCGUCGUUUGUCCGGUAUAAAAAGGAGGAAAAGCACGAAGCCAAUGAAGCUGUUAAAAAGAAAUUUGGAAGCGGUUGGCUUCUUCGACGAGAACGAUUGGGUAUCGAGAUGGGCCUGUUGUGGCGUUAUAUAUGAAAAUGUCAAAAUUGGUGCUCUAAUUAUAGAUUACGAGAAGUGUAAACCGUGUCCAGAACAUAUCGACUUCUUCAAGUCUACUUUUAUCAAACCACCGCAAAAAAAUACAAAUGAUACUUCAUUCGAUAAGACUGAACUGAAAACUCCGUAUGCACACAAUCAUUCGAAUAUUCAACACAAUGCAAUGAGUGUAUAUUCAAACGGAAAUCUGCCUCAGACUGCCGACCCUAUAAGGAUGGGUGUCACUGCAGUUGUCGGCAAGAACCAUUCUGCUCUUAAGAAGCAUCAUCUUUAUUACAAACGACAAGCUGAGAAUAUCGCUCGCAAUGAAUGCUCGUCUACCAAAAAUGAAGAAGAUUCUCAUUAUAACAAAGAAGCAAAACUGUCUAAUUCUCACGUAUCACAACAAAAUGGUCAUGAUAUUAAAAUGGCAUCUAAUUCGAAAUCGAAACAUUCAUUUUUACAUAAAAUCAAAUCAGACGCAAACAAAUUAGUGAAAUCGUCAUUAGAAAAAGUCUCAACAAGUUCAUCUGCAUCGAAAGCCCAGGAGGUGAGUGAAAGUAAAGACACAAAGGCGGUUGUCAUUUCAGCGACACCUGCCCUACCUUCCAAUGUGCCACAGACUGCUGUUGCGACCGUUGAUGCAAAUGGUGCAACAAAAUUCAGCGAUAAUUCUUCAGAUUCCGGUUUCGACGAGAAUUUAGCCGAUUUGAGUCAGUUGGAAAAGGAAAGAAAAAUUUAUAUUCGGCCAAUUGAAUCGCUGUUUAUUGCUUCGACGAUUCCAAUAACCAUCCCGGCACCACCUGGCACGAAGAAACCAUCGAUAAGCAUACAGAAAACGAUUCAUACGCCACAAAAUAUUGCCCUCUUGAACAAUCAAAAUAUUCGUGCAAUAUACAGUGCUCACGCAGAUGGAUCGAUAGCACGUCGCGAUAUAAAACUGCCGCUUAAAACAGACAGUUUAAACCCAGCUUUGUUGUCUCCGGCAAUAUGCAGCACGUCGGCAUCAACGCAUAAUAAUCACAACAAGAAAAUCUUUUACGUUAAAGGAAAACAAAAUAUUGAAGCUUCAAAUAAUUGACGGUGAUAUCUUUUGGUAUCCUUAGAGUAAAUUUUGUAUUAUUUACUAAGCGCCUUCGCGCAAACAGUAUUUAUACAAUUUAAAAUACAAAAAAUAUGAGAAAAAAAAACUUGAAAACCAUUUUAGAAAAAUAUGAAAAAAAAAAGAAUAGGUAAGCAUAAUUUAUAGAUAUAAAAUAAAACACAAAUAUUAUUUAAAUUUUUACGAGAAGAAAACAGUGUUUUAUAAAAUUGUUUUUAUGAAAAUUAUUAUAUUUUUUAUUUAUUCAUAUUUUUUAAACUUAUGUCUAGCAAUUGACACAUUUAUAUGAUAUUAAUCGGUUACGCGAUUCUUCUAAGUAAAGCCAUUUAAGUGUUUCUAGUAGCAAUCUAUAGCAUAAUUAUGGGUGCGCAAAUAGAGUUUACAGGAAGCUUGGCUUCUCCGUAGGUUAGUAUCAUAUACGGUGUCAAGUCAAUACAAAGAAAUACUGAAAGCUAUUGUAAUAAAAAAUAUGAAAUUUCUACAAACUUUUUCUAAAUUUUUCGAAAAUAGAAUUUCAAUUUAUUUCAGUAGUUCGAAAGAAUAAAACACGUUUUCCAUACUUUGUUGUCAAACCAUUCCACCUCGAAAUUUGUUGAUUUUUUCCAAACAUUUGAAAUAUCGAAUCGACUCAGAAUUGAGUGAUUUGAGAGGGAAGGCAGGAGAGGUAUUAGCAUUUUAGUGCCUGAAAUGGCAACAAAACCUUAUUGAAAUAUGCUUCCAUGUAUAAUUUCCGUUUUCCCAGUCAAACAGUCGAAGAUGUCCGAUUGUGUUCGAUAUUUGGUCGGAUAACAUUUCACAUCCAAUGGGAGAUGAUGAAGGCAUCGUCGACUGUUAAAACGAGCAGCCAAAAGAUCAAUUUUAAGUCAUUGGUAAAGACAUCCUCUAUGUUUUCACCACUCAAAGUCAGAACAAUAAGACAAAUGCAUUAGCAAACGUGUUUUAGUGAAAUUUAAAUUAAAUGAAAAGAUAUGAAUUGUUAUUGUAUAGUCAAUAUGUAUUCUAUAUGUAUAUUAUUGAAUCUGUUGCAAUAAUUUUUAUAAUUUAUUUUGUAAGCGGUACUAAAACGCAAAUUUUUUCUUUGUGUAGUAAACGAAACUGCCAUGAAAUUAUUAUGACAGGAUAUCAAUAUCUACAAUAAGGCUGAACCACACACUCUAGAUUGAAUAGGAAACAAUUUUGUAUCUUAAAUGUAAUUUUUGCAGAUUUAUACGUCGUAAAUGAGAGUAGGAAAACCAAUAGUAAUAGUAUUCCGAUGAGCAUAUAUUGUACUCUAUGAUAUUCAGAUAAUUGUAUAGAACGUGAAGAUUGACUUGGUUACGCCAAUGUAAUUUGAAGAUUUAUGGGGAAUUUGGUGCGAGGGACGAACGUGAAAACUCGAAGCCCGCAAAUUAGAUUUCUUCCGACCGGAGGCUUUGUUUUCAAAAUAUGUUUCGAUCUGGUUAGUAGCACUCUUUGAGUCAGGUUCUGUACAAUAUGUGUAACCGAAUCAGUAUUGCUUUUUGAUGGGUAAAUUUCUCCAAAAGGCUAUCUUCUUUGAUGUGCAAUUAUUAUGUUAUAUUUUAGUGCGUUUGCAAAUCGUCGAAUUUGGAUUUUAGUUUAUUCAAACAAUCGUGAUAUAUUUUGUUGGUAAUAUAUUUGGAAAUUAUUAAAUUCAAGGCAAGAAAGAGAAGAAGUUAUCUUAUUUUUGAUAAUGAAACUCGGCCAAUUAUUUUGAGAAGUAAUUGAAAUUUAAUUGAUGCUAAGUGUAAAGUAAAACUGUAAGUAAUGCUAAAAGUAAAGCUAAACCAAAUGCAUUUAGCAUCCCAAUGACUAUCAAUUUGAAGUUGUUGUGCAUGGUGGCGACUUAUCUUUUUAUUCCUUUAUUUUUAUUUGUAGUUGCUUGAGCCCUUCUCUCGUCACAAUUCAUUAUAUUGCUGUCCUUUAAUGGCCAAAAUUGCUGCAUUAUUGAGCAACGAAUUGUUUGUGUAUUUUGAACUAUUACAAAACGUAAUAAUUGCAUUUUUAUAAUCGAAAGCGCCAAUGUCAACAAAUAUUUAACUAAGAAAUAAUAUCUGAAAAUAUUCGAAAUGAAAUUGAAAAUUUUUCUUUCAAAUUUUCCCUUCUGAUUUUCACGUAACUUUUUAUUCAUUGAGAACUCAAAGAAUGUUAUUAUUACCUCCGCUAAACAAUAAUCGUGCAUAUACCACACACAAUUCCCAAUAAAUUUUCACGAUAUCAUGCUCUUGUGCCCUUCAGACUUAAAGCAAUAUUAUAUAAGGCCCCGGUCUCUAUGUAGUCAACAGAAUUGUCAUGUAUGCAUUUAUGAAGUAGGUAAAAUAAUGUUUUCUGGCUAUCAAACCAACACAAUUUUUGAAUAAAUGUUACAAAGUAUCGAAAUGAUGAAAAAAAUUGUACCUAAAUCAUACAUAAGAUAUUGUAGCUUAAAAUGUACAUAUGAAAUGGUACAAUAAAUUGUAUGUUAUUUCCAUUUGAAAGAA